Messenger RNA from Diospyros lotus (date-plum), 1095 nucleotides. RefSeq names its product 4,5-DOPA dioxygenase extradiol-like. Gene Ontology annotation, molecular function: ferrous iron binding; zinc ion binding; oxidoreductase activity, acting on single donors with incorporation of molecular oxygen. NCBI's taxonomy places the organism in Eukaryota, Viridiplantae, Streptophyta, Magnoliopsida, Ericales, Ebenaceae. Bases 6 to 890 code for a protein of 294 amino acids. The transcript has 3 exons. The record is from RefSeq and is a predicted model, not a curated record.
GAGGGAUGGAGAGGUUGAAGAUAAAGGAAACGUUCUUCAUCACGCAUGGACCGCCGACGAUGUCGAUCGACGAAUCAUUGCCGGCGAGGCAUUUCCUGAAAUCAUUCAGGGAGAAGGUGUACGGAUCAGCUGCACCCGCCGCCAUCCUCAUCAUCUCCGCCCACUGGGAGACCUCCCACCCCGCCGUCACCGCCGUCUCCGGCCCCUCGCCCACCAUCUACGAUUUCGACGGCUUCCCCACCCAGACAUACCAGCUCAAGUACCCGGCUCCUGGAGCUCCAGAAUUGGCAGAGAGGGUGAAGGAAAUACUAAAUGCAAGUGGGUUGGAGCGGGUGGAUGUGGACAAGAAGCGAGGGCUUGACCAUGGCGCUUGGGUUCCAUUGAUGCUGAUGUAUCCAGAGGCAGAUAUUCCAGUGUGCCAGCUCUCCAUUCAGACCCACAAAAACGCCACUUACCAUUACAAUCUGGGCAGAGCCUUGGCCCCUCUCAAGGAUGAAGGCGUCCUCUUUCUUGGUUCUGGGGCUGCCACUCACAACCUCAGUAAGCUCCACGAUGAAGGCGUCCUCAUUUUUGGUUCUGCAGGGGCUGCCACGCACAACCUCGGUAAGCUCCGCGCUUCCAGGGGCCAUGACUCAUCAGUUGCUGAUUCCUGGGCUUUGGCUUUCGAUACCUGGCUCAAAGAUGCCCUUCUCUCUGGAAGGUUUGAGGAUGUGAACGAGUAUGAAGAGAAGGCACCAUAUGGAAAAGUGGCCCACCCGAGGCCUGACCAUUUCUACCCAUUGCAUGUGGCCAUGGGUGCCGCAGGCCAAAAUGCCAAGGCUGAACUUGUCCACCAUAGCUGGGAGUUCGGAGCACUUUCUUAUUCCUCUUACAAGUUCACCGCAACCUAAUAAUUCAGAGUCUAAAUAGAAAUGUUCCAAAUUACCGGUGGAUCUCUGCAUCAACUUCUUUGGUUUGCUUUAUGUUUGAUGUUCGAACUUGUUGAUCAGUUUUAGUUCAUGUCCAAGUAUCACUUUGGUUUGCUUUCGUUUUCUUCACCAUAGCGCUAGUGCUUAGAAUUUUAAGAAAGCUGGGAAUUGGUUGGACUGCCCCUCU